Molecule: messenger RNA, 1476 nt
Organism: Theobroma umbraticum
Lineage: Eukaryota; Viridiplantae; Streptophyta; Magnoliopsida; Malvales; Malvaceae
Source: RefSeq, a predicted model, not a curated record
AUGGCUAAGUUGGUGAAACAUGAAGGCAACAGCAUUGAUAGACUAAGUAAUUUACCAGAUUCAAUUAUACAUCACAUCCUAUCAUUACUUCCCACAAAAUUUGCAGUCCGUACUUCCGUUUUAUCAACUAGAUGGAGGUUUCUUUCUACUUCAGUUUCUACUCUUGAUUUUUAUGAUUAUGAGAAUCCUUCCGAAAGGUUUAUGAAUUUUGUGGACAGAGUGUUGUUGUUCCAUAAUGCGGCAUGUAUUAAGAGAUUUCGUCUCAUUUGUGGUGGAUUCCAUGGAGAUGUUGACGCUUAUAGAAUUUGUGGUUGGAUAUCUUUUGUAUUGCGGCAAUGUCUUCAAGAACUUUAUUUAGAGAUACAGAUUGGAGACCCAAGGGGUAUGCUACCUCUGAGUCUCUUUAGGAAUAAGACACUCACGAAAUUGGAGCUAGAUGUUUCAAAGUUUGUUAUGACCAUUCCUACUAAGGUCUGCCUUCCAAGUCUUAAGAGUCUCCAUCUUGACUGUUUAGAAUUUGUCGAUGAUGAUUCAGUUCGAAGGCUUUUCUCUAGUUGCCCUGUGCUUGAAGACUUGUUUAUAUGCUCUUGUCUUUGGCGCAAUGUUAAAGAGUUAAAUAUUUCUAAUCCUUCACUCAAGAGAUUGACUUUGAACUUUUUCGGUGAUUGUGGCCAACUUUUUCAUGUUGUCAUUGAUGCCCCAAAUCUUGUCUACUUCAAAUUCUAUGGGACUUUAGUAGAGAGAUAUUCAUUUGUAAACCUACAUUCUCUUGCAAAGGUUGAUAUGAGAAAUCUAGUUAAUCUUGAAGAAACAUUGGUCAACCAAGAUGCUGCAACUAAUUUUUUUAAUGGAAUUAGUAAUAUUCGAUCACUUUAUUGCAAUGAUGAUUUAUUGUGGCCUCUAAGUUUGUGCAACAAGCUCGUGCCCGUGUUUCGUAACCUGGUUCAUGUAGAGAUUAGAAGAAAAUGUUUGAGGCAAAGAUCUGGAUUGGAUGAGUUACUUGAAAGUUCAAUUAGCUUGAAGACUCUUGUUAUUCAUAAUGGAGCUUUUGGAGAUCUAUUUUGGUAUCGACCUGAAAAGGUACCUUCUUGUCUCUUGUCUCACUUUAAGGUGAUUGAAAUCUAUUCAUUUAGUGAUGGCAGAACAUUUCCACACUGUUUGGGACUUGGGGAGGUAAAGCAGAUGGCGGCAACAUUUACUAGAGGAGCUCAUACAAUUAAUUCCAUAUUUUCCAAGCCAACAAUAAGAAAGAACUGCAGCAAGGGCAGCAGUUGCGGUGAUACACGACGUGAGCCCAUGAAACUGGAAGCUGAGGAAGUGAAGAAGAAUAGCAUGGGAGGUCAACAUGAUGGGAGUUGGUGGGUUCCCCAUGACCGGACUGGAAUAUAUUAUCCCAAGGGCCAAGAGAAAGUGAUGGCUGAUGUCCCUGCUGCAGCUGGGAAGGAUGCUCAGAUCAAUUGGUUCUCACACCACUAG